Fibroporia radiculosa is the source of this 354-nucleotide messenger RNA. RefSeq lists its product as uncharacterized. The transcript has a single exon. Bases 1 to 354 code for a protein of 117 amino acids. Lineage: Eukaryota; Fungi; Basidiomycota; Agaricomycetes; Polyporales; Fibroporiaceae. The record is from RefSeq and is a predicted model, not a curated record.
AUGAAUGUCUCAUCCUCCCCAGAUCCUGACAGUCCUCCCACUGAAUCCUCAGACUCUCCUAAUAUGCCCCCUCUUGCCUCUGAUGUCUCCAACAACAGCAGCAUUGCCCAUGCACCCAAUCUUCAACUCCUGGCAGAUGUCAGCAAGUAUAUUAUGGUGUCAGAAGGAGGUCACAGCAGCAACCCUCAGGAGUUUGUGGUUUACAGUGACAACAUCAUCCAAAGGCCAGUCAAUGACAUUGCUAGGACAUGGCAGUCUCUUCCUUUUGAUACUUCUACUCCUAUUCAAGAUGUCAAUCCCCUGGAACAAAUCAUGCCCCAUUUCCCUGGAGCCUACGCCAACUUCAUUUCAUGA